GGAGUCAGCUGGUAGUGAGGAAAUACAAUGGCAAACGGUCGAAUUAAGAAAGUGCGGUGGAAAAAACGUGUAUCACAAAAUAUAUUGCACCAAAAUGGAGCAAUUCCCAGCAGAUAUUCACAGGUUUUGUGACCCUCAGUUGCCACAUGGGCGAAGAAAAGAGCUGGUUCAGUUACUGAGGAACAUCGAUGAAAUGACUUGCCAAAAGUUGCAAAUAUUAUUUUCGUUUUCUGUUCCAAAUCAAGAAGCAUUAACCUUUGUUGCAGAUUUAAAGCAACCUGUGGUUUCUGCUGGCGCUGGAACAGGAUACUGGGAAUAUUUGCUUCAGUGCAACGGAGUAGACGUGAUAUCUUUUGACACAAAUGAAGUUUAUCCGUCAGAAAUGCGAUAUUCAGAGAUUUUGACUAGUGGGCCUGAAAUCCUGGAACAGUUUCCUGACAGAGUUCUUGUUCUGGCCUGGCCGGACACAGAUGAAUCGUCAACGUUUUCUCUCGAUUGCCUGAGGCAUUUCAGAGGGGAUACCAUCCUUCAUAUAGGCGAGUUACUGGGUGAAACACUAUCAGCCAAUCAGUGGGGACAGUCAUCAUCUCGUGAUUUCCAGCUGACACUUGCAGAAGAUUUCUGCUGUUUGAGCAGAAUUAAACUUCCAAACUGGCCAGGCCACUUAGACUCCUUAACCAUGUGGAAAAGAAAGAGCACUCAACCAGUUAUGUGUGAUGGAGCACAUUUUCAUUAUGUGAACACUAAGUGUAGAGUGUAUUUAUAAUUAAUCUGAAUCAGAUUCAUAUGGUAAAUGCUGCCUUUUUUGAUUUUUUAGUAUGCAGUCUCUCAUGCAUUUUGAAAACAUAAAUUGUUUGCAAACUAUCAGUGUGUUAGAAGAUUAAAGUGUUGAUAU
Messenger RNA from Pristis pectinata (smalltooth sawfish), 895 nucleotides. RefSeq lists its product as uncharacterized. The coding region runs from base 95 to 766 and encodes 223 amino acids. The transcript is spliced from 4 exons. NCBI's taxonomy places the organism in Eukaryota, Metazoa, Chordata, Chondrichthyes, Rhinopristiformes, Pristidae. The record is from RefSeq and is a predicted model, not a curated record.